GCUGGCCGCUCCCGGCAGUCAGCACGCGGGCCCGCUCCACACACCACGCGGGAGAAGAUGUUAGUGCGGCUACGUCCACCUCUCGACAUAUAAUACUUAUCAUGCACCACAAAAUACUUUACGCAGCCCUUGUGGCACUCCUAGUUUUAAAUACCAUUGAAGGAAGGAAAUACAGGAGAAACAAACGGCCAAAAGAGGAGGAAGACACGACUCUCCAACCCAGUGUCGUGUCCUAUUCUACUUUUGGGUUUAACGAUGUCGGCUCCUAUGACGGCUUCGUUCCCAGUUCACCUGACUAUGCCAACUACCUGAAUACAGUGAAUCAAGAAUCGGCGACCAGGCUAUACGCCCCUGCGUUCCCAACAGCAUCGGAUGAUACGGGAUUCGAUCAUAAUUUUGGCUCUCCAUCAAACGGGUACUCCCUCAGUGAUCCUGAUAGCGGACAACAACCAAGUAUGAUGGCUCAAACUGGGAACUUUUUCAAUAUGCCCCAAUUUGACAAUAAUGACAAUCAACAUAAUAAACUACGGUCUCUAACAAUAAGUGGGCAAUAUGUCGAUGAUGAUGAUGCACCGGUAUAUGGCACGAAACUUGGUUCGAAAAGUAAGAAGCAAACCAAUUCAACCGAAGAAAUAAGUAACUUUGACAUAGGAAAUCCCAGUGCAGUGUCAAUGAAUUUUAAUUUUCAAACGGAUUCACCAUUUAUACAGAAUAUGAAACAGACUGCUGGUGAGUCUCAUAAUAACUUCAAUAAUGUUCACACUCCACCAUCUUAUUCAACAGAAGAAAACGAAAACUUUGCAGAGUCGGCAAAUAAUAAUGGUAUGUUAAAAUUUCCAAAAGUUGUAGAUUUUACCAAGAUGAAUUAUCCCACUGAAAUUGAAAAUAAAUUCCUUUAUACAUCAUAUAACCCCACAAAAAAUCUUCAAAAUGAAAAACGACAAAAGAAUAUUUACGAUGAUCAGAGCAAUAAAUACAUGCAACAAACUACACUAUUUAAAGAAAUGUCGAACUCAGACACUCAGGAUUUAAAAGAGAACAGUGAAAAACAAACUUUAAAAAAAACUUCUUAUGCAGGUCCAGAAGCUAAUUAUGUUAAUACACCACCACCCAAAAAUAUUUUUAAAGGCACGCCUUUUAAGGCAGAUUUAAAAGAUUACAAAAAUAAGUACUUAUUAAGUAAUUACUCUGAAUUGAAACAUUGGGAAAAUCCUUUUAAAGGUUAUAAAUAUGCAACUAACUAUAGCAGCACUAGUUUUAAAUUCGAUUCGGAUGAACCAAAAAAGCAAACAAGUAAUCAUUUUGAAGAAUUAAUUCCAGCCAGUAGUAAUAAUGUAGAUUUAAAUAAUUACCAAAUCCCAGAUACUGAUUUCUAUACAAAUUUCAAAAAAAUGCCAGAAAUGAAACCAGUUUAUGAAAAUGAAUAUGAUGUUUCUUCGCUCAAAGAAAAACGUAAACCUGAAGAGUUUGGAAGUCAGAUCAAAAACGCAUUUAGUGAUGAACCGAUAGCGACCUCGCAAUGGGGUAAUAUUUAUAAGUCUACUGAAUAUUCUUCUCAUAAAAAUCACCCUAGAAAGCCAAUUUACACAGAAGAUCCUAGUAAUGAUGUUGUACAUAUACCAAAAAGACCUAAAACUUCUAAAUAUCACUAUGGGAAAAGUUCGGAAACUAGUUCCAGUGGUUCUAGUGAUUGGGCGUCGUAUUCUAAGAGACCAAGCUAUACAAAAAACCGUCCAAACAAAGAUUGGUACAGAGAUAAUUACAACACAAAAUUCAAAACAGAAGAGGACUUGCUUGACCUCAGAAAUCAUGACACAUCAAACCCUUCAUAUUUGCCUACAUAUAAUAGGCCUAACGAUAAUGAAAUCUCAAGUGAAAACGAUUAUAAAAAACUUGUAGAAAAAUGGAGACAAUCGUACUGGAAAGCGAAAUUCAGAGAAGCAUAUCCAGAUUUCGUGGGCUAUUCUUCAGAAUCCAAGCCACUUCAUGUACCAAUUCCAAAACCAUACCCGAUAGAAGUUCCUCACCCGGUAAUAGUACCGGUGCCCCAUCCUUACCCGGUAAAGGUGCCGGUUCCCAAACCGGUGGCUGUGCCGGUUAUCCGGGAACUCACCGUAGCCGUUGAGAAACCGGUGCCUUAUCCGGUUAUCAAAAAGGUACCUUACCCUGUAGAGAAGCCUGUCCCGGUGCCUGUCGAAAAAGAGGUAGCAGUACCGGUAGAGAAGCCCUACCCUGUCCACAUACCCCACGUUAGGCCCGUGUUCCACCACUCCAAGCCCCCUCGCGACGAAUUCGAGAUGGCACCCGAAGACGAAGACGACUACUUCCCGAGACCAGAGGCCGCUAAGAAACCCGCUUUAUUCAAGACGAAGCCUAAGAGCACACGUAACCGGCAACACAGACCGACCAGAAUGACGUACCAAGACCGCAAUGUAAGGCGCCCUAGGAGACCAACGGACUCCCAUGAAGACGUAAGGAGGCCAAGGAGACCUUAUUCCUCACAAAUUGGCUUUCAUUACCUGCCAUACAGAUACAGAGACGUCGAAAUGGAGUAUGAAAGCGAGCCCAGCAGCGAUUAUAUUGUGUAUUGCAAGCGAACUGGCAAUUGCUAGUAAGAAUAGGUUAUCUACUGACAUGCAUUGAGCUUGUGUGCCGUUGAUUUAUGAUCUCUAAAUCAAGGAUCUUUUUCAAAUCCUUAACGAUGAAAAUAAUGAAACAAUUGUAAAAAUAAAUAAAUUUUAUCCACUCAAAGAUAAGGCUAUGGGAAACGAUUCUCUAAAUCUAAAUUAUAACUAUUUCUCAUGACUCUAGCAUUAUUAUAUUUGUCGUUUACACUGAAUAGAUUAUAGUAAUAUAGAUAACUUAUACAUAUUGAAAUGCGAAAGUGAGUAGAAAGAUCAGUAGCUGGUCUAAAGAACUGAAUAAAUUUGCAUUUAUUUUACAUUCUGAAAUGUCAUUUACAAUCCACCUUUUUGUUAUCUUUUAAUUAUUCUAGUUUUAGUAUCAUUAAAAUAAUGACAUUUUUUACUUGUGUAUAGUAGUUGUAAGAAAGUUAAUUAAUUAAACAUUAAGAAUAUUGAAA
Molecule: messenger RNA, 3082 nt
Organism: Plodia interpunctella (Indianmeal moth)
Lineage: Eukaryota; Metazoa; Arthropoda; Insecta; Lepidoptera; Pyralidae
Exons: 4
Coding region: 102-2612 (836 amino acids)
Source: RefSeq, a predicted model, not a curated record